AUGUUUGCGAUCAAGGUGGCGCUCGUGGCUGCGGGCGCUGUGAGAGGCGCGCUCGGCCUCCACCACUCGGUGCUUCCGCCCGCCUCCCGCGCGCUGUCGUCGCACGGCUACCGAGCGCACACGACGAAAACGAUGGCUCAGGGCGAGAGCCGUGAGGAGUACUACAGGAAGGAUGGCGUGCGGAUCACCCACGACCCGUACGCUCCGGGAAUGGCAGAGAAGUAUGGCCUCCCCGGUGCGACGGAUGCGGAGGGCUUCGACCCGUACGCGGACACGGUGGGGCCUGGUAUCUACGGCGGCAACGUGAAGCGCGACGACAAGGGGGAGGUCGUCAUCGGGCGCCAGUACCAGAACCACAACAAGCACCCAGGGCCCGUGUACGCGGGAGGCGGCUACACGCUCAUGUCGAAGGCCAUCCAGGCGGGCCCGGAGACCGUGCGGCAGGUCCUCGCCGACUUCCCUGAGCUCGCGAACGAGGUCACGACGGGCGGGGCGUCGCCCCUGCACAUGUGCGGCAUGAGUCAGCGCGGCCAGGACUCAACGCAGGUGCUGAUUGACGCCGGAGCAGACAUCAACAAGAAGGACACGUACGGAUUCACGCCGCUGCACCGCAUGGCCUCGAACAACCUCCCGCGGGGCGCCGAGGCGCUGCUCCGGGCCGGCGCCGACCCGACCGAACCAACAGGCGCCCCCUACGCCGGAGAGACCCCCACCGACAUUGCCAGGGCCUCCCGCGCCCGCGCCGUACUCGCGGUGCUGCAGAGCUUCGGGGCCUGA
Molecule: messenger RNA, 777 nt
Organism: Pedinophyceae sp. YPF-701
Lineage: Eukaryota; Viridiplantae; Chlorophyta; Pedinophyceae
Source: the annotation of a GenBank genome assembly